AACCAGAGCCGCUAGCAGCACGCGCUAGUGUCUCGGAUCCCACGUUAUCUCCUCCAGAUACGGGCACUCUGAGUAAGGAGGGGGGAACUCCACAGGCACCGAGAGAGACAAGAGGUGUGCCAUUUCGUUAUUCCCUCCUAGAGCUCUCCAAUGGCUUCGAAGGAAAGGGUGGAGGCAGUGACCAAAGGAACAGGGUUUGGGCGCUGCCCCCAGCUGGCCGCUUACACGCCAGAAACCUGCAAGCUGCUCAAAGCAAUGAUGAAGGAAUCAAAACUGACUAACUUCCAACAGCGCCACAUCAUGGACAUCAUAACAAAAGGAGACCCUCUGCCCCUACAGUGCAGCCCAACAUCAAGCCAGUCGGCCUCACCUUCCAGGCAGCCAGCCUCAGCCAUCUACCUGCCUCCUAUCCUCACAGCCCGCUCCCACCUCCGACCAGCCAGCCUGUGUCAGGCCAACGGGGCCUACAGCCGUGAGCAGUUCAAGCCUCAAGCCACCAGAGAUCUGGAGAAGGAGAAACGGAGACUCCAAAAUAUCUUUGCCACUGGGAAGGAUCCAGAGGAACGGAAAGGAAAGGGGGCCCCUGUGCAGCAAGAGAAGCCGGCCCCCGAGCUGGACCGAUUUGAAGAACUGGUGAGGGAAAUCCAGGAGAGGAAGGAAUUCCUGGCUGCCAUGGAGGCCCUGGGACAGGGGAGGCAAUACCAAGGGAUCAUCCUCACCGAGAUCUCUCAGAAAAUACGGGAAAUGGAAGACAUUGACCACAAGAGGAGUGAGGCACUUAGGAAGACCCUGGCCACCACCUAGAGAUGGGCAGGG
Molecule: messenger RNA, 816 nt
Organism: Fukomys damarensis (Damara mole-rat)
Lineage: Eukaryota; Metazoa; Chordata; Mammalia; Rodentia; Bathyergidae
Gene: CUNH22orf23
Product: chromosome unknown C22orf23 homolog
Exons: 7
Coding region: 151-804 (217 amino acids)
Source: RefSeq, a predicted model, not a curated record